This is a messenger RNA of Paramecium tetraurelia, 1911 nucleotides long. RefSeq lists its product as uncharacterized. NCBI's taxonomy places the organism in Eukaryota, Ciliophora, Oligohymenophorea, Peniculida, Parameciidae. The record is from RefSeq and is a predicted model, not a curated record. The transcript has 4 exons.
AUGAAUGGGAAACUAGUACAAUCAUUAAUCAAUUUGUUCCCUUUUUAACAUUAGGAGAUGAUGAUCAAAUGUGUGUUUGUCAUAGGAUUUGAUAAGCUUAUUAAAAAGGGUUAUGUAACAAAUGGGAAACCAAAUAUACAUGAAAUAAUCGAUUAUGCAAGCAAACUACAAUAGUAUGGCAGAUUGUUGUAAGUUCAGGAACCUUGUGAUAUUAGACAUGAAUUAGAUCAAUUGAAAGAUGAAAUAAGUAAAUUAACCCAAUAGAUCCAAUAUAAUAAUUCAAUAAUGCAACGGCAGACACAAAGAAGUCAUGAGAGAUUAAUGCAAAAUGCAUCCCCAAUAUAUGAUGAUCGAAAGAGAUCUGCUUCGCUUGGAUUCAAAUAGCAAUAAUAAUAAUUAGUCCAUAAAAAGUCUAAGGAGAUAACUCCAAAGAUAACUCAAAUAGAACCUCAAACAAUUAAUUAAAUACAUAUAACGAUCUCUAAACAUCAUUUGGAUGACACAGAGAUUAAAUCUGUUAUGCGAGACAAUUUAAUAAAAGAUAAACCUCCAAAACCUAUUAAAACUAUUUAGGAUAAUAAUAAUCAUUUCAAAAAGAGUCACUAUGUUGAUUACUAGCACCCAGAUACUGAAGAGCUGCCUGUAUUUGAAGAUACAGAUAGAUACCCAGUAAGAGAUAAUUAUAUUCCUUAAUAUAUACAAUAUUCAUAACAUUAACAUAGUUAAUAAUAAUAAUAAUAAUAAUAGUAAUAGUUAUAAUAAUCAUAAAUAUCUUCAUAAUCAAAUACUAAAUAAAGUGAUUAAAAUACACAGAAUACCCAUAAUACACAUAAUACAAAUUAAACAUUUGCUUAACCAUAAUCUAGUUAAAAAUAACUAUUAUAAACAUCCAAAUCAUCUCAUGGGCAAUAAAAAUCACCAAAUAGAUCUCCUAAAUUUAAAUAUUCAUAAAAGUAAUAAUCAAAAAAGAAUUUAGAACCAGUUUUAGAAGAAAAUUCAUAUUUACAUGCAAAUCAACAAAGUAGUCACUCUGCUUCUUCUAAAGGCAGAGCAUCAAAUCGAUAAACAAAAACAUAGUAAAACACUUAGGCAGUAUCUAAAAUCAAGGCUUUACUUGAUUAAGAUAAAAAACUGCAUAAACAACAUCUACUAGAAAUAGCAAGUGAAAGAAAUUCUUUUACUAAUUCAUCAGAUAAACUAAAAAAGAUGCAUGAUGAACAUCUUUCUGAUAGCAAUCAUUCAAAGAUGAAUAAGAUAAUUACUCAGGAAAUGAAUGAAUCUCUUCAUAAAAGAGCAUUUUCUAAUAAUAGUUUGUACAAAUAGUAGUAAUAACCAAUGUCGCCCUAAUUAGAUGAACCAAAGAUUAUGGGAUAGGCUUAUUAUAAUUAAUUUCAAGGCUCUAUUUCUAGGCCGAAUUCAAAUAGAGGGAAUAACAUUUUGGGUAAUCCCUAAGCAUAGGAUAAUAUCCUUAUUUUCAGCAAGUAUAAAUAAUAGGUUUUGGAUCAGUAUUCGCCAAAAAUAAAUUAUCAGUAUCGACCUUCAAGUGUUGGGAAGUAGUAGGAGAGCGAAUUAAAAAGAUCUGAAGAUUUUAAUCGAAGUUCUGUGAGUAGCACUUUCUCAAUGUUCAAUCCAAACGAAGAAUUAAAGACAUUCUUUUAAAAUGAUUUUUUGGAAAGAAAAAGAUACACUUAAUAAGGAUACAGUGACAUGAUGAAAUAAUCGUCAUUAAAUUCAUCGCAAGAAAACAAUUAACAUCACAGCAAGUACAUAUCCACAAGUUAGAUUGAGGACCAAUAAAAUUACAGUAAACAUUUAUACAGUCCACAACAAUAUUAAAAUGUUGAUAAGUCUAAUGUGUUCAAUAAUAAUCGAUUGAGCGUAACAAGAAUACUAAAUAACUCAUAAAUAUGA